Molecule: messenger RNA, 539 nt
Organism: Olea europaea var. sylvestris
Lineage: Eukaryota; Viridiplantae; Streptophyta; Magnoliopsida; Lamiales; Oleaceae
Product: ATP-dependent DNA helicase Q-like 3
Exons: 4
Coding region: 130-513 (127 amino acids)
Biological process (GO): double-strand break repair via homologous recombination
Cellular component (GO): cytoplasm; chromosome
Molecular function (GO): nucleic acid binding; four-way junction helicase activity; ATP binding
Source: RefSeq, a predicted model, not a curated record
AUCAAAACGAGAGAGAAGUGAGGAAAGUUACAGUUCAAUUUCUUUUUCUAAAAUGUGAAUACUUAUUUGGUAUUUUUAAUCUAGGUUAUUUUUAUUGUGUGAAGUUUUGCGGGCUUGUUCAGUAGGAAGAUGAAAAAGUCUCCAUUGCCAUUGCAAAAUUUAUGCGGGCCCGAUAAGCAGUUGAUCAAGAAGGAAGAUUUGGCGAAGCUUUUGAGAUGGCAUUUUGGGCAUUCUGGUUUCCGAGGGAAGCAAUUGGAAGCCAUUGAAGCCGUAUUAUCAGGUAGAGAUUGUUUUUGUCUAAUGCCAACUGGCGGAGGAAAGUCGAUGUGUUAUCAGAUUCCUGCUCUAGCAAAACCUGGGAUUGUGCUCGUUGUUUGUCCUUUGAUAGCCCUUAUGGAAAAUCAAGUAAUGGCGUUGAAAGAGAAAGGAAUUGCUGCUGAAUAUCUCUCAUCAACCCAGAUUGCGAAAGUCAAGAAUAAGGUAUCGAAGAUUCUGAUGAAUUUUUUAUACUGAUAAGUAGGAGUAAUGAUUAGUGGCAG